Schistosoma rodhaini is the source of this 371-nucleotide messenger RNA. The record is from the annotation of a GenBank genome assembly. Lineage: Eukaryota; Metazoa; Platyhelminthes; Trematoda; Strigeidida; Schistosomatidae.
AAAUGAUUGGCAGGAAUAAUGUGGAUUAAUAAUAGAAUUUUAUUAUAAAAGUAAAAUAAAACUAAGAAAGCCAUAAAUUUAUCUGGUCAUGUGAUUGGUGAACCAAAUUCAUUAUGCUAUUGGUAAAUAAUGUUAGCAAAAAUCUGAUUGGUCAAAAUGUCAAUUACCCUAAAAUGAUGUGGGAGUUAAUUAUGAUGAAAAAUCCGAUGAAUCAAAUUGAAUUGAAACAGAAACAAAAAGAAAUUGAAUUCAUAAACUAUUACAUAAUUCUGUUGCGUAAUGGGAUUAAAUAUCUAACUGGCACAUAUACAUACAUAUAUAUCUCUCAUUUGGAUGAGGGAAUGAAAUCAAAGGAAAUGAUGAGAUUAUAA